UUUUUAGUAGUAAAGCAGAGUUCUAGAAUUGGGUGUGGGGAUGUGCAAAGAUCACAAGGAAAAGACUCAGAAAAAUCAGAUUUCAAAGACUAGAGAAAUAUUUAUUCUUUUUGGGCCACCUAUGGUUGUCUGCUUAUACUCUAGGGAAUGUAAUCAACAACAGUUUGGGUUUUACAGGGAAAGUGGUCCCAAAAUAAAGAGAACUGUAAGGGGUGGGGAGAGGAGGGGGCAGGGUCCAGAAUUGCUGUUUUGUGGUGUCUGCCUGCCCCCUGCUGGGGAGCUGAGACAUGCCCAUCUCAGAAGGAUGGGGGUCACUGGGCUCCUGGCUAAGGUUUCUCCCAGAACAAUAGGGACUGACCCUAUUGUGUGGGAAGGAUAGCAAAUGGUACCAGAGAAGGAAACAUCCAUGGACCCUUGAAAGGCGCACAGGACAAAGGUAGGCUGCUGGACUGGGGCCCAGGUAUUGCCCCUGUCUGGGCUACUGCUCCGACAUUCAGGAACCAGACCUGGUGGGUGAGGACACGUCCCUCCUGCCAAGUUAAUAGCUUCCUCCCCCAGGCAGGAAUAUAGCUCUGUACCUGCAGUAGCUCCUGCCCAGACUCUGCCUGUCAAAACCACCCUGCAGUUCAGGCUCAAGGAGCAUGGUCACAGGAAGGUGGGGUUUCAGAGCACCCCAGAGGGACUUCCCCUCUCCCCAGAAUUCCGUGAUGAAGGCCCAUAUGUUUGUAGGUGUGCUGGUCAUGAUGGGCUUCACAGUGGGAAAGGCUCCUGUUCCUGAAGUCCGGACCUGCCACCUCUGCCUCUUAGAAGAUCCUACUAUAGGAUGCGUUUCAGGCUCGGAGAAGUGCACUAUCAGCAGCUCAUCCCCGUGCAUGGUGAUCAGCAUCUUUCAUAAUACCAAGGUUCGCUUCUUAAUCCGAGGCUGUGGACAGCACAAGUCUUACCAGUGCCAAGAAAAACGCCCCACCUACCUUUCAGAGUACUGGUACUACGCCCAGUGCUGCCAGUAUGAUUACUGCAACUCCUGGUACAGCCCCCAGCUCCAGAGCUCCCUCCCUGAGCCCCCUGAGGGGUCCCUGGCCCUGCCCCUGUCUGAGUCCCAGAUCCAGUGGUUCUACCAAGCCCUGAACCUCUCACUGCCCCUACCCAGCUUCCAUGCUGGGAAGGAGCCUUCUGAAGGCCUGGACCCCCUGGCUGUCCUGCCCCUGAAUCUGAGUUUGUCCAUUGCUGACCUGCGCCGCAUAUACUGGUUCCUCAACAAUUCAGGACUUUUGGUUCUUCCCUGGUCUAGGCUGUGAUGUCUUACCCUUCCCAGAUUUCACUCUGGUCCAGCGUCUCUCCCCUGACACCCCAGCAUCAUGUACUGCCCUCUCAGAACACUCACACUCUCUGGUCUGUGAGUUCUCAGUCUUCCUUUCCUUUGUACUUUCAUCGUCUAUAUGGGUUUGGUUUAGUUUCCUCCCCAAAAAGCAGUUGGCGCUGCACCCAGUGCCCUUCGUCCACCUAGAAAAUAAUCUCAAAUGUGAAUUCUGCCUAGGCUGACCUGGGAAAGGCACAGUGCUUUCCUCAUCCCUUUCCCAUCAUCUGAGUGGGAUCAUCCCCCCCCACCCCCCAUCUUCCUGAUCCCCUCUCAAUCUGGCUAUUUCCACUCCUACACCUGUCUCUCAAACCUUGUGCCAGACUGAACUUGCAUCAAGAAGGGUGAGAGGCGGACUUUGUGCAGAUUUCCUGACUGGGCACUCUGGUGUUCCUACCUCACUGUCUCCACCACCCUCACUCCCGCCUGGUCUCCUGCUGCCUUCUCUCAUCUCUUGUCCCCAUCUUUGGCUUCCACAGCCCCGCUCCACGUCCCUGAGUCCUGACACCCACUUGCACAGAUUCCCAGGGAGAGGAGAGGAUCUGUCCUCUGCUCCACAUUCCCCAGUUUCCCUCCACAAUAAACAAACUAGGCUAAGUCUGUGUCACAUUGUUUAUGGGGUCAGGCUCAGGUGUGGGCAGGUGUAAACAGGUUAAAGAAAGUUAACUGGGCGUGGGGUUCAAACAGCAUUGCAGAGCCCUGCCCACUCCACUUGGCCUUUGUGGUUCCUCAUGGCCUGCUGCGAAGAGCCCACAUCCAUCCCACCCUCUGCUCAGCUAGAGAUCAAAGUAUGAGGAUUGUGACUCCUGCCAGCCUUAAACAUACCCUACAAAACCUAGAAAGUUAAACCCGGGUGAUGUCAGGUUUUUCCACAUAAGAAAGGAGGAGACACUCAACCACGAAAACUCAAGAGCAAACCAAAGGGCACAGGUCUGCAUCUCAGAGUUACCUGGAGCUGAGGCACCUGCGUUCCUGCCUAUUCUCAAUUCUUUUCAGGAUCCUGGGACCCAGGACCCCCUCUGUGAGGGCCUAGGUGGAGGGGGUGGGAGAGUACAGAGAGCACACAGGUGGGGCUGCAGUAGUAGGGUCUUUCAUUUUAAUAUUUAGAAAAACUGCAAGUAUGCAGAAAGCAACCUUCCCCAUAUGUUCAAUAAACACUGGACACACUGCUCUGAGCCAGGCCCAGUAUUAAGCACCGAGACUUGCAGAUGAGUACAGCCAGGUGUCCACCCUUCCGAAUCUCACAGCCCAGUGCUGGGAUUAUGAAACCUUUUUCUGAAAAGUAGUGCAGCUCUGUGGCUGGGAGGCCCAGUCCCAGCUCCUCUGCCACUUGAGUAAGUUGGUCUCUGUGCCGAACUUUGGUCACCUGUCAAGUAGGGAUAGUGCCUCAGGAUUGAGAGAAUGUCAAUGUGUGCACACAGAAGUUAAUGGGCUCAAAAAUAGACAUGCCUUAGAGGCAAACAUAAACACAGAUUUUGGUCUAUUUAGUUUUAAACCUUUUUGGCCAUACAGAUGUUUGCGCACCGUAAGGUGGGUUUUUGUAAACUACACACCUGUGUUACCACUCCCUGAGUUAGCAUAAAGGCCUUUAUCAGCACCCAAAGCUGCCUUCGUGCACCCUCCUAGACCCUCCUAAAAUACAGGGGUAGCCACUGUCCUGAAUUUUGUCCGUGUGCUUGAUAGAAACGACAUCACACAGCAUACACUUCCUACACAACAUUUUGCAUGUAUGUUAACAGAUUUUUGUGGCCCCUUUAACAGCUUGUGCUCUGGUGGGAGAAACCAACAUUUGUUUCUAGGUCAGGAAGCAGUUGGAGGUACAAAGAGAGGUACAAGCCACUGUGUCCCUCUCUUGCCGCCCCACUUUACCCCAUGACCUCUGACUUCAGCGUAAGUCAAAGGCCCAGGUAUACACAGCUCCAGCAAGUCAAACUGGAAGACAGCCUCAGAGGGUGAGAAACCCAAGGCCUGAAAUUGAGUAACUUACCAUGGUCCUUGAAAAGGGAAGUUAAGCCUGGAAUCAAGAGAGGUCACUAGGCCUUGCAUCUCUUCACAGAGCUCCUUCCCCACCCUCUCCUCCCUGGGACUGGUUCUUUUACACCUCCACUCCUACCAACACACCCCCAUGAACCUCCCUACCAGUCCCCAUCCAGCUCUGGGUCUGACAGCAGUUCUGAGGAUGCCCACUACCCUUCUGGUCUCAACAUAGGAGGGCUUGCAGUUCCUCUUGACCUCUUUGCGCUGAGAGCUGAAUCAGAGACAGUAGGGCAGGGCAGGAGCAGAGCUCUGCAGAGCUGGGAGCCACUUACCUGCCCCUGAUGGGGCACUCAGGCAGUACCACCUCCCUCAGCCUCCACAUCCACCAGAAGAGAGAGACAAAUCAAACAGUUGGUACAUCUAUUUAUUUUGGAGGAACAGCUGGGGACUUGGGACAAGAGAGGACUGUGGUGGGAAAAGAAGCAAAGCAGGGUAAAGGGGCAUCCUUGAGGCGGGAACAGACAGGAGGAAAGAUGUCAGACUGAGGACUGGAAGGAAAACUCCAGAGAAUUCUGGAGAGGGAGCCUGGGGAAGGGGCA
Molecule: messenger RNA, 3933 nt
Organism: Balaenoptera acutorostrata (minke whale)
Lineage: Eukaryota; Metazoa; Chordata; Mammalia; Artiodactyla; Balaenopteridae
Gene: LY6G5B
Product: lymphocyte antigen 6 family member G5B
Exons: 3
Coding region: 642-1298 (218 amino acids)
Cellular component (GO): external side of plasma membrane
Source: RefSeq, a predicted model, not a curated record